UCAAUAACCAAUAAUUGGCUACUGUUUGGGCAAAAUGUAUGGAACCUACACUACGGCGCCGCACAUCACGUCUAUAACUACGGCAUCUCCGGUGACACCACUUCUAACGUAAUCUAUCGGAUCCGGAAUCACGAGUUUGACGGACUCGAGGCCAAUGUCACUGUACUUAUGAUCGGCGCUAAUAAUAUUUGGCACAAUAACGAUACGGCUGUAGACAUAACGCACGGAAUCGUUGAGAUUAUGACAGAGUUGUUGACCAAAAUGCCAGCCACCAAGAUCCUUUUGUUGGGUGAUUUGCCAUCACCAUGGCCAGACCAAAGCAAAGAGCUUAACGCAUUGUUGGCAAAGUUGGCCAAUAAUAAAAAUGUAUUUUUUCUGGACAUGUGGUCAGCCUUUGUGGACGAAACGGGUAAACAAAUACCAGAUCUCUUCCUUCCCGAUGGCGUUCAUCCCAAUGAGUUCGGGUAUGAGGUCUGGUAUAACACUAUGAAUCCCUUUCUCCGCAAACUUUAUCCAUUGGUUAAUUAAACAAAUGCAAUUUGUAACAAGCAC
Medioppia subpectinata is the source of this 552-nucleotide messenger RNA. NCBI's taxonomy places the organism in Eukaryota, Metazoa, Arthropoda, Arachnida, Sarcoptiformes, Oppiidae. The record is from the annotation of a GenBank genome assembly.